AAACCAAGCUGUCGGUGGUCGAAGUGUUGAUAUUAAUUCGGGGUUAAGUUUAUCUAUAUUUAUAGACAAUUAAUAUCGAAAAACAAACAUUCCUUGAAUUGUCAGUAUGUCGCAAGGAAAGGGUAAGAAGGGAUCGUUUUCAUCUGGUGGAGCUAGGAAGAAUCGUCAUCAUCAUUACAAUAAGAAUAAAGUUAAUGUCGGCGACAGAAGUCGAGAAGUUCUUGAGAAUAUUAAUGAACAUUCUCCAGUCAUUCAACAGUUUCGCGGAUAUUCUGCUGAAUUAGAUAAAAAACACGAUCGUUAUGAAAGGAUCGUAAAGUUCAGUCGUGAUGUUACGAUUGAGAGCAAAAGAAUUAUUUUUUUGCUACAUACUAUCGAUAAAGAAAGUAAGAAAGACGCCGUUUUGGUUGAGGCUAAAUUGAGGUUUCUUCAUAUGGCUAAAACGUUAUUCAAAAAUAUUGCGCUUGAGUUGGAUGGACAAGAUGUGUAUCAAUAUUUAAGAGCGUACAAGAGUGGCGUCGAAGAAUAUAUAGAAGCAAUCACUUUCUAUCAAUAUCUUCAAGAUAAUAGUUUACAGGAUUGGGAUAUGCUCGAGAAAUCUCUGACAUAUACGAUUCCUAAAAAGGAAGAAGAAUCUGAUGCAAUUGAAAACCCAGAGUCAAAGACUGUACAAAUGUCGAUACUACCAAAUGAAUAUAUUUUAGGAAUAGCAGAUCUUACUGGAGAAUUAAUGAGGAAGUGCAUAAAUAAUUUAGCAUCAGGGGAUAUAGCCAGUUGUUAUCAGACGUGUGCUUUUGUCAGAAGUAUGUACAAAGGAUUUCUUAAAUGCGUUGGCGUAUCAGGGAAGGAAAUAAAUAGAAAAAUGUACACGUUGAAGCAAAGCUUAACUAAAAUGGAAAAUGUCUGUUAUACGAUUAAAGUAAGGGGAUCAGAAAUUCCCAAAUAUAUGUUAGCAGAUAUGGCAAUUGUAGCCACUGAAGAGUACACUUCUUACGACGACGAGGGGUAUCAGGGUUACUGAACAAACAUUAAUCCACUCAGUAUUUCAAAGACAACAAAUAUUAUUAAUAUAUCUUGUUUUUAUUAUUUUCUAUCUGUAAUAUAAAUGUGACAACAGUUGAAAUACAAAAUAAAUAUUUCAUAUCAAGUAUA
Messenger RNA from Orussus abietinus, 1152 nucleotides. RefSeq names its product translin-associated protein X (gene Trax). The transcript has 2 exons. NCBI's taxonomy places the organism in Eukaryota, Metazoa, Arthropoda, Insecta, Hymenoptera, Orussidae. Bases 107 to 1021 code for a protein of 304 amino acids. Gene Ontology annotation, molecular function: sequence-specific DNA binding; RNA binding; RNA endonuclease activity. Gene Ontology annotation, cellular component: nucleus; cytoplasm. The record is from RefSeq and is a predicted model, not a curated record.